Guyanagaster necrorhizus is the source of this 871-nucleotide messenger RNA. RefSeq lists its product as uncharacterized. The transcript is spliced from 2 exons. The coding region runs from base 280 to 732 and encodes 150 amino acids. The record is from RefSeq and is a predicted model, not a curated record. Lineage: Eukaryota; Fungi; Basidiomycota; Agaricomycetes; Agaricales; Physalacriaceae.
UUUACACCAUGGGGAGGUUCUGUAUAUUACAGAACCUUUGCUCGUCCAAGCGUGUCUGAUAGAAAUGGCUGUCAGCGCUUGCUCCAGCAACUUCUGGGUGACACUGACGUGCCUACUUGGAGGGGAUCCAUACAACUAUUCGACGUCGGCUCCCAUUGUCGCAUUUUAAGCCGCAGUCAUGCACCAGUUUAGUCGUAGGUCUCUUUAGGUUGGUCGGGAUUUUUGGUGUAGCGAUGGGACCUCUUGUGGGACAGGCGAUGGACAAGUUGGUUCCUUGGUAUGCAUGCAACCCUGUUGGCGAUACUCUGCUGUGUUCUCUCGCAAUCCAAGUGGGUGCAGGCGGGAUACAUAUCGCAGCAGUCAUCUUCGCGACAUUUGGGCUCGAUGUGUUUGACACGUAUGAUUCAGAUAUCUCUAUCGACAGCCAUAUUCAGCAUCGAGCCUGGAGCCCGGGCGAGGUUGAACGUUGUUUUUAUCUUUUCAGUGCGUGGUAUUGGUGGUCGACGGAUAGGUACAACGCGUUUGACGCUCAUACAGUUGUUCCUGGUUCAGGUUAUGGGAACGUCAGCGGGGACAAAAGUGUUUGUUAGAUAUGGAUGGGGGGGGGCUGGCAACUUUUUGUUUUGUUACUUCGCGGACCUCAUUGUGAGCACAGAACGUGGUUUGGAUAUGAGGGUGGUAUUGAGGCGCACAAAGGCAAGCUCAAAGAGGCGAGCAACGACGUCGACGUAGGCAAAGUUGAAGAUUCUUGACAUCAUAAUAGAACAGACUGUCACGGUCCGAUUUGUCUCGAUGUAAGUACAAGGAUAAAAUGAGUGCGUCCAAAGGCGCAGCAGUACAGAUAAUACGGGGCUCUUGUCGAACCCUUCUA